UCCUCUCUUCCUGGACACUUCAGGGAUCUGGUGGCAGGACCAGCCGUCCCUGGCAGCAGUGGAGGCGUCUUGGGACGUGGCAGAGAUGGCAGCUCUGCGGAAGGCUGCAGAUGACGGCUCGGACCUGAGCCACCUGGAGGGGGACAGCCCGGAGGAGCUGGCUGUGCUGGACCCAGAGCUGGAGGCCAUCAAAGCCAAAGUGCGGGAGAUGGAGAAAGAGGAUGAGAGGCUGAAGGAGUUGCAGUUGGAAGCUGAGAGCCGCCUUAUCAUGAGCUCAGAGGCAGGUCUCUUCCCAAAGACGACUGAGGAGAAGAUGGAGGUUGACCAGCGAUCUAUCUAUGUGGGCAACGUGGAUUACGGGGGCACGGCAGAAGAGCUGGAGUCUCACUUCAACAGCUGCGGGCAGAUCAACCGAGUGACCAUCCUCUGCGACAAGUUCUCGGGGCAUCCCAAAGGGUAUGCCUACAUCGAGUUUGAAGAGAAGAGCUCCGUGAAGGCUGCGGUGGAGCUGGACGAGAGUGUGUUCAGAGGCCGUGUCAUUAAGGUGCUGCCCAAGAGGACCAACAUGCCAGGCAUCAGCACCACCGACCGUGGGGGCUACCGGGGCCGCUUCCAAGCCCGGGGAGGGCUGGGCCAGCGGGGAGGCUACUACGGAGGGCAGCACCCAAGGGUGCGAGGGAGGACGUACAGGGGUCGGGCAAGGCUGCUGCCUUGGUAUUUUCCAUACUAG
Messenger RNA from Balearica regulorum gibbericeps (East African grey crowned-crane), 730 nucleotides. The record is from RefSeq and is a predicted model, not a curated record. Lineage: Eukaryota; Metazoa; Chordata; Aves; Gruiformes; Gruidae.